Saccostrea echinata is the source of this 1941-nucleotide messenger RNA. RefSeq names its product guanine nucleotide-binding protein G(s) subunit alpha-like. The record is from RefSeq and is a predicted model, not a curated record. Lineage: Eukaryota; Metazoa; Mollusca; Bivalvia; Ostreida; Ostreidae. Gene Ontology annotation, biological process: adenylate cyclase-modulating G protein-coupled receptor signaling pathway. The coding region runs from base 217 to 1512 and encodes 431 amino acids. The transcript has 8 exons. Gene Ontology annotation, cellular component: heterotrimeric G-protein complex. Gene Ontology annotation, molecular function: G protein-coupled receptor binding; GTPase activity; GTP binding.
AAAUUCAUGUGAAUAUCUGCUUUAAUUUGUGCAAUUGUCUGUACGAUUAAAGAAGUGUCAAUUUGUAUUUGGAUGUACUUAACAUGCUUUAUAUAUAGAUUCUGAAGACAUUGCAGUGCCAGCACAUUUUUGCAAUGUAGGACUCUGGAUUUGAUUGAAAGUUACAUAUACGGAAUCUACUAAUUAACUCUAUGACUGUAAUUAAAUAAAUCCAGGAUGCAGGACAAAAUAGUGUCGUGUUUUGGGACGGGGUGUGAUGAGAGAUUUCAGUGUUAUCAGUCAGCGGAGGACGCGAAGAAAGCCAAGCACAGGAACAAACAGAUCAGCAAACUUCUGAAACAGCAUCACAAAGAGGAACUCAAACGACUUAAAAUACUGCUCCUAGGCACUGGUGAGUCAGGAAAAAGCACCAUUUCAAAGCAAAUGAGAAUCAUUCACAUCAAUGGAUUCACAAUGAGAGAACGACUGGAAAAAAUAUGUGAUAUCAGAAAAAACAUCAAAGAAUCUAUUGUGGUGUUGCUUUUGGCAAUGCAUCAACUCGACAUUCCAUUGGAAAAUGAAGAAAGUCAAGGAAGCCGGGACUUUAUUUUGAGGGAGGCUGGCAACCCCGACCUUCACAGAACAAGUGAAUUCCUGGACCACACAGAGACGCUGUGGGCGGAUACAGGGGUACAGACCUGUUACAGUCGAUCACACGAGUUCCAGCUGAUCGACUGUGCUAAAUAUUUCCUGGAUAAACUCCAUGAAAUCAAAAGUCCCGCUUACGUUCCCUCAGACCAGGAUAUUUUGAGGUGCCGCUGUGUCACCACCUCUAUUCAGCACAUCGAGUUUGAGGUCCCAGAUGGAGGGAACCAAAUUAAAUUUAAUGUGUACGAUGUCGGUGGACAGCAAGGAGAACGCAAGAAGUGGAUCCAAGUGUUUGAUAGUGUGACCGCCAUUCUUUUCGUUGUGGACUGUAGCAGUUUCGAUCAAACACUUCGUGAGGAUCCAACUAAAAAUAGACUUUUAGAAGCUUUGGAGAACUUUGACCAAGUUUGGAACAAUAGAUUUCUUCGAUACGUGUCUGUGCUUCUUUUCAUCAACAAAAUUGACAUUUUAGCUGAAAAGAUUGCCAGAAGACGCGAUAUCUCAGAACUCACGAAAAAGUACCCCGAUAUCUUCCCAGAUUUCGACAAAUUUAAUCCCUCAAAUGCCGAAAAACUGCAGUUCCUAGAAGCUUUUCCAUCCACCGAUUCCGAGCCAAGGAAAAAAUCCCGCACAACGUCUCGUCCCGAUGUCCAUCCCGAUACCGUUAAAACAGCUGUCUACAUUAAACAUCUAUUUAUGAAAAUCGUGAAAGGAGAACUCAACCUGAAAAAAAGAAUUUCAAAGCAGGAAAGAAACUGGCACGAUGAACAUAGCUGUGAAUAUUUCUACACAUGCGCAAUUGACACAAAUAAUGUUCAGCGUGUGAUGAAUGGCUGCCGAACACUCAUUAUACAAAAUCACCUGAGAAGAUUCGGUAUUAUUUGAUUUACAUUAUACGUUACAUUUCAGAUGAAACUGGUAUCAAUUCUUCCGACUUUGUGAUAAUAACUCUAGUCAGACGGUGAAAUUGUGACUGUCCUGCCAAUACUCAGACAGCUUGUUCCAGAGGAGGUUUUAUAUACGGCGGAAAUGACGUUAUUAUGACGUAAUUUGCGUCAUCAAUAUACCCAGAUUUAUGUAUAUCUCAUGAGAUCCUGUCUUACGGAGACUGAGAACUAUUUCAAUAUGUCUCCUCUUCCGUUUAUAUUUUACUAUAUUAAUAUUUUAACAGUGAUAAUAUAUAUAUUAUAAGAGUCUUUCUAUAUCCAUACACGUAUGUACAUGUAUACAGUGUAAAUAUAAUUGGUUUUCAGAUGAUUAUUUUCAGACAUUUUAUGAUCAUGUUACGCUGUUUUAAUAAAAUAAUAAAAUAUU